ACAACAGCAGCCACAACAACAACAACAGCUGCAGCCACAACAGCAACCACAACAACGUCGGCGCCUGUGCCAGGCUAGGUGCGCCUUGUGACGCGUGCUGCUGCUGCUGCUACAGCCCCAGCAGCAGAGGGCCAUGGAGACCGGGAAUCCCAGCAAGAAAGUGCGGACUGGAGCUGUCUCCAUUUGGGACAUGCAGCGAGCUACGAAUGUUGUGUAUCAGUCUCACCACGUGAGUCGCACCAAGCGUGGCCAGGUGGUCGGGAACCGUGCCGGGUUCAGGGGAUGCACCAUCUGGCUCACAGGUCUGUCCGGAGCGGGCAAGACGACUCUGGGCUUCGCGCUGGAGGAGUAUCUCGUGGUGCACGACAUUCCCUGCUACUCGCUGGACGGUGACAACGUCCGCCACGGCCUCAACAAGAACCUGGGGUUCACGCCGGGCGAUCGCGAGGAGAACAUUCGGCGCAUCGCAGAAGUGGCCAGGCUAUUUGCUGACGCUGGGCUGGUGUGCAUCACCUCGUUUAUCUCGCCCUACCAGCGGGACCGUGAGAAUGCCCGUAAGAUCCACUCUGACGCUGGGCUGCCGUUCUUUGAGCUCUUUGUGGACGCUCCGCUGGAGGUUUGUGAGCAACGAGACGUGAAAGGCCUCUACAAGAAGGCCAGAGCCGGCGAGAUCAAGGGCUUCACCGGUAUUGACUCUACGUACGACAAGCCGGAGACUCCGGACCUCGUGCUCAAGACGAGCGAAACGACCAUCGACGAAUGUGUCAUGCGGAUAGUGGAGCUCUUGCAGGAGGGGGGUAUAGUUCCCAUGUCUGCCACAGUGGAAGUCAAGGAACUCUUCGCAGCUGAGAACGCCGUCAGCGGCCUGCAGGCCGAGAUGCAAAACCUGCCCACACUGAGCAUCACAGAGUUGGACCUGCAGUGGGUGCAGGUGCUGUCUGAGGGCUGGGCUACGCCUCUGGCUGGCUUCAUGCGUGAGAGGGAGUACUUGCAGUGUCUACACUUCAACUGCCUGCUUGAUGGUGGGGUGAUGAAUCUGUCUGUCCCUGUGGUGCUUCCCGUGUCCACGGAGGACAAACAGCGGCUAGAGGGAAGUGCGGCCAUCGCCCUCGCAUACCAGGGGGUGAAAGUCGCUGUGCUGCGUAAUUUGGAGUUCUUUCCGCACCGCAAGGAGGAGCGCUGUGCCAGGCAGUGGGGCACCACCUGCAAGGAACACCCCUACAUCAAGAUGGUGCUACAGAGUGGCGAUUGGCUAGUGGGCGGUGACUUGGAGGUGCCGGAGCGAAUCCGCUGGGGUGACGGUCUUGACGAGUACCGACUGACGCCCGCUGAGCUGCGCACAAAGUUCCGUCAACUCAACGCCGACGCGGUCUUCGCCUUCCAGCUCCGCAACCCGGUGCACAACGGGCACGCGCUGCUGAUGAGCGACACGCGGCGACGCCUGCGUGACCGCGGGUACCGCUCCCCCGUGCUGCUGCUGCACCCGCUGGGCGGCUGGACCAAGGAGGACGACGUGCCGCUGGCCUGGCGCAUGCGGCAGCAUGCCGCACUCAUGGAGGACGGCGUCCUGGACCCGCUCACCACCGUGCUCGCCAUCUUCCCCUCGCCCAUGAUGUACGCCGGGCCUACGGAGGUUCAGUGGCACUGCCGCUGCCGGAUGGUUGCCGGAGCGAACUUCUACAUCGUGGGGCGAGACCCAGCGGGGAUGCCUCACCCUGAGAGCGGAGUGGAUCUCUACGACCACUCACACGGAGCUAAGGUACUGACGAUGGCUCCUGGCCUCACGUCGCUGGAGGUGAUCCCCUUCAGAGUGGCUGCCUACAACACGGCCACCCGGCAGAUGGAGUUCUACGACGCUGAGCGCCAUGCCGAGUUUGACUUCAUCUCCGGCACGCGCAUGCGUAAGAUGGCGCGUGAGGCGGUGGACCCUCCGGAGGGGUUCAUGUCCACGCGUGCCUGGAGAGUGCUCACAGAGUACUACCGCUCCUUAGACAAAGACUAGAGACACACACAGACACACACACAGACACACGGAUACACAUACACAGACACACACACAGACACACACACAACAACAACAACAACUCCAUUCGCCACUAAGUGGCGGUGACGUCACCACGACG
Molecule: messenger RNA, 2123 nt
Organism: Petromyzon marinus (sea lamprey)
Lineage: Eukaryota; Metazoa; Chordata; Hyperoartia; Petromyzontiformes; Petromyzontidae
Source: RefSeq, a predicted model, not a curated record